This is a messenger RNA of Cataglyphis hispanica, 554 nucleotides long. Its product is annotated as skin secretory protein xP2-like. The record is from RefSeq and is a predicted model, not a curated record. NCBI's taxonomy places the organism in Eukaryota, Metazoa, Arthropoda, Insecta, Hymenoptera, Formicidae. The transcript has 2 exons. The coding region runs from base 141 to 554 and encodes 137 amino acids.
GAUCGGACUCGUCGACAGGACAAACUGUUAGUCAAAAACUCUUAAAAGAUGCAGUGCGGCGGGCAUUGUACCGUAGGAGGCGGCACGAGAAAUACGCCGCCAAUUUUCCACAUACGCCGGCGUACAUUCCAGACGGGUACAUGCCUGUACCGGCAUACGUGCCCAUGCCACCUCCAGCAUCCGGAUAUACGCCGCCUCCAUCAUCUGGAUAUGUGCCCGCGACGCCUCCAUCAUCUGGAUAUGUGCCUGCGCCGCCUCCGUUAUCUGGAUAUGUACCUGCGCCGCCUCCGUUAUCUGGAUAUGUACCUGCGCCACCUGUACCAUUGGAAUAUGUGCCCGCACCGUCUCCACUAUACGGAUAUGUGCCUGCGUCAUUUGUACCAUCUGAAUAUAUACCCGCGCCACCUCCGUCAACCGGAUAUGUGCCCGCACCGCCUGCACCAGCCGGAUACGUCCCCGCACCGCCUGCACCAGCCGGAUAUGUUCCCUCGCGGCCAGCACCAGCCGGAUGCAUGUCUGCGCCUCCCGCACCAUCCGGUGCCCUAUUAUUAUAA